AGCGCAUCCGCGGGGAGCUAGAGGCGUAUGUGGAUGGCCUGAAGGAGAGUGGGCGGGGCAACGAGCCGACUUACUUGGGUUUGCUGGAGAGUCUGGGUCGACUUCAUGAGGCCCUGUCCGAGCGGAAGGAAAGCAUGAUCACGCUUAACAUCGAUGGAUUGUCGGCGCCGACGCAAGCUGGCGUCGUGGGUGCCCAAGCUUCGAGCGCGCAGAUUCCUGUUGACCCUCAGCUGGAGGAUAUCUGGAAGUCGACGCAAUCCGGUUCGGCUUCUGACAAGCGGAGCGGCCUUCAGCGUCCAUCUGGUAAGGAGAAUCAUGGUGCGGGUACCUCUGCCCCGAUGGCUGUUUCCCAUGUCGGGGCCUCAAAAGACGAUAUGGCCAUGGACGUGUGCGGUUCCGACUCCGACGUGGAGAUAGUUGACUCCGUCCAGGCGGCUCAAAAGCGCCGUCGUGCACUGGAAGAUCUCUCGGACAAUGGUCGCAGACGGAAUCCAGGCCGUCGAGCCGCGCCACGCGUCCGCGGACGCUAUGUAGAGCCACCGAUGGAUGGAUGACUCCCUAGAGUCGAGAACGGCGUACUAAGAGAGCGUCCUUGUUUUCGGCUUCCUACAGUUCCGUUCGGGUUCGCUGUGUAGUAGCGUCUUUCCUGGGUGUGUGUAGUCCUUCAUCGGUUGAGAAGUGUAAUCUCGUAGCAAAACUGUCCCGAUGUG
Molecule: messenger RNA, 710 nt
Organism: Schizophyllum commune H4-8
Lineage: Eukaryota; Fungi; Basidiomycota; Agaricomycetes; Agaricales; Schizophyllaceae
Exons: 4
Coding region: 135-554 (139 amino acids)
Source: RefSeq, a predicted model, not a curated record